Molecule: messenger RNA, 219 nt
Organism: Aphanomyces astaci
Lineage: Eukaryota; Oomycota; Saprolegniomycetes; Saprolegniales; Verrucalvaceae
Exons: 1
Coding region: 1-219 (72 amino acids)
Source: RefSeq, a predicted model, not a curated record
AUGGCCACUUCGUCCCAAGUAGCUGUCGUGUCGAAAGUUGCCAGUCCGUUGACCACCACGGGGCUAGACGGGACCACUUCCCCCCAGCUUCCCCCAUCUGAAAAACACUUCAAGAACCCGAGUCGCGAAACUCGAGACAUAUUUUUAGCGAUUCAAGGUGGAAAAGACAUGAACGCUGUGUGGGACAACAACCUGACAUUUUUGAACUCGUCGAGUUAG